UUUGAAGUUAGACGUUGUCUGGAACUUCUUUGAUUGGUAACAAUUGUUAGAAAGAAAAUCAUUCUCGGGACGUAAAAGUUUCUAGAUGACAAAUUUCUAACCUUCCGUGCUACCCCAUUUAAACAGGUAGCAACUCGCACUUUAUUUUAAAACGAACAUUACGUGUUAUUAAAGAAUUACUCAUUGACGAACGAAACUGAAGUAAAGAAAUCAAAGAAUAAUUAGCGUUCCAUUAAACAAAACUCUGUCAAGUGUUGCGAAAAUCAGAUUCGAAAAUUGGCAGAAUGUCGGCAGAAGAACAGACUGAUUUGCGUUUAGGACCUGAUCCUAAUGUCACUUAUCCGAUACAAGUACAAUACUGUGGAAAUUGUUCUCUUCCUAUCGAGUACUGUGAAUACUAUCCAGAGUAUGAAAAGUGUAAGCAAUGGCUAGAAAGAAAUCUACCGACAGAAUUUGAGAAAGUCAAAUUAGUCGAAGACAAUAUCACAGAGGCAGGGGGUGGUGAAGAUGAAAAGAAACGUCAAAAACGUGGUGGCAAGGGAAUGUUGAAGACAAAGAAGAAGGAAGAUGUUCCAAGAUUGGUGACCGUGUCUAGAGCACCAAGAGGAAAAAAGAAAUCAGUUACAGUUGUAACUGGUUUGAGUACUUUCGAUAUAGAUUUGAAAGUAGCUGCAAAAUUCUUUGGUAGUAAAUUUGCAUGCGGGUCCAGUGUAACAGGAGAUGAUGAAAUAGUUAUACAGGGUGAUGUGAAGGAUGAUUUAUUUGAAGUAAUCCCCGAGAAAUGGCCACAGAUUGAUGAAGACUCCAUAGACGAUCUUGGUGAUCAGAAAAGAUAAUAAGCCAUCCAAAUUUUCACUUGCACAACUGUAUUUAAUACUAUACUAUUUCCAUUUAUGGUUAUUUUAAAUAAAAUGUACAUAACGUAUA
Ceratina calcarata is the source of this 927-nucleotide messenger RNA. RefSeq names its product density-regulated protein (gene DENR). The record is from RefSeq and is a predicted model, not a curated record. Lineage: Eukaryota; Metazoa; Arthropoda; Insecta; Hymenoptera; Apidae. The coding region runs from base 285 to 836 and encodes 183 amino acids. Gene Ontology annotation, molecular function: mRNA binding; translation initiation factor activity. The transcript has 5 exons. Gene Ontology annotation, biological process: formation of translation preinitiation complex; translation reinitiation.